UGGCUCCUGGUGGCCCUACUGCUGCUGUGUGUGGGCCCCGGCUCCUCCAUGCUCUCCAGUGUCCAGCUGGGUGCACUUGGCCAUGGUCAGUGUGAACGCACCCCUUGGGGCUCCUGUGGAGUGUCCUUAUGCCCUCAAAGGGUCUUGGGUGCCAGGGUGGCAGCAGGAGCUGGUUCAAGGAUGAAGAGGUUGCCUGCUGUGUGCGACCCCAUAGCACCAGGAGGAGGAUGGCAGACGGGGACAAGGGCUUCCCCCAGGAUCCACCAGACACAUCCCCGUCAGAAGGCACCAACCUCAACACACCCAACAGCCUGGGCGUCAGUGCCCUGUGUGCCAUCUGUGGAGACCGGGCCACAGGCAAGCACUACGGGGCCUCAAGUUGUGACGGCUGCAAGGGCUUCUUCCGGAGGAGUGUGAGGAAGAACCACAUGUAUUCCUGCAGAUUUAGCCGGCAGUGCGUGGUGGACAAAGACAAGAGGAACCAGUGUCGCUACUGCAGGCUCAAGAAGUGCUUCCGGGCCGGCAUGAAGAAGGAAGCUGUGCAAAAUGAACGAGACCGGAUCAGCACUCGAAGGUCAAGCUACGAAGACAGCAGCCUGCCCUCCAUCAAUGCGCUCCUGCAGGCUGAGGUCCUAUCCCAGCAGAUAACCUCCCCUGUCUCUGGGAUCAAUGGUGACAUUCGGGCAAAGAAAAUUGCCAACAUUGCAGACGUGUGCGAGUCCAUGAAGGAGCAGCUGCUGGUGCUGGUCGAGUGGGCCAAGUACAUCCCGGCUUUCUGCGAGCUCCCCCUAGAUGACCAGGUGGCCCUGCUCAGAGCCCAUGCUGGUGAGCACCUUCUGCUCGGAGCCACCAAGCGAUCCAUGGUGUUCAAGGACGUGCUGCUCCUAGGCAAUGACUACAUCGUCCCUCGGCACUGUCCAGAGCUGGCGGAGAUGAGCAGGGUAUCCAUUCGCAUCCUCGAUGAGCUCGUCCUACCCUUCCAGGAACUGCAGAUUGAUGACAACGAGUAUGCUUGCCUCAAAGCCAUCAUAUUCUUUGACCCAGAUGCCAAGGGGCUGAGCGACCCGGGGAAGAUCAAGAGGCUGCGGUCCCAGGUGCAGGUGAGCCUGGAGGACUACAUCAAUGACCGCCAGUAUGACUCACGCGGCCGGUUCGGGGAGCUGCUGCUGCUGCUGCCUACGCUACAGAGUGUCACCUGGCAGAUGAUCGAGCAGAUCCAGUUCAUCAAGCUCUUUGGCAUGGCCAAGAUCGACAACCUGCUACAGGAGAUGCUGCUGGGAGGGUCCUCCAGUGAAGCGCCCCAUGCACACCAUCCCCUGCACCCUCAUCUGAUGCAGGAACACAUGGGCACCAACGUCAUUGUUGCCAACACGAUGCCCGCUCACCUCAGCAAUGGACAGAUGUGUGAGUGGCCCCGACCCAGGGGGCAGGCAGCAACCCCUGAGACUCCACAGCCCUCCCCCCCUGGUGGCUCAGGGUCUGAACCUUACAAGCUCCUGCCAGGAGCCAUCGCCACGAUCGUCAAGCCUCCCUCCGCCAUCCCCCAGCCGACCAUCACCAAGCAAGAAGUCAUCUAGCAACCCGCUGGGGGUCGGGGGUUCUGCUGACUCAACCCAGCCCCUCAGAGAAUGCCUGGGCAUAACUUGACCACCACAACGGAAGGUGUGACACAGGGUCAGUCCCAGGGCAGCAGUGGAAAGGGUGCCUGGCCCCAGAACAUGGGCUGAUGGAGUGUCGCC
Castor canadensis (American beaver) is the source of this 1739-nucleotide messenger RNA. The record is from RefSeq and is a predicted model, not a curated record. Lineage: Eukaryota; Metazoa; Chordata; Mammalia; Rodentia; Castoridae.